GGUAAAAUCCGGCUGGGGGCCGCCGCGACUUGGAGGGGGACGGGGAGCAGGGCCCGCCGCCUGCGCGAGGAGCGUGUGCCGAGCAAAUUUAGUGAAUGGCUGAAAGUUGGCUUGAGCGUUGAGUUGCUGAAAUGUUUUGCUGUUUGAAAGCCGUGAAAAGGUUAUGCCUGGAGAAAAUAUUACCACAGUGCAUUCUUCAGUCAAGAUCUUUGUCAGGAGCUGAUGCCAUCAAUGCUCUCAGACCUUUCUAUUUUGCUGUGCAUCCAGAUUUCUUUGGCCAGCAUCCCAAAGAAAGGGAGGUAAAUGAAAAUUCUCUGAAGAGGUUAAAUGGCUACUUGGAGAAUCUGCAGAAACCAGGAUUUCGCUCUUUUAAGCCAACUCGUCUUACUUUUUAUGUAAGAGAAAGUGAACCAAACUCUUCUAAUGUUCAAGAAUCCUUCAGUGCUUCAGGAUUUCGAGCAGUCAGUUUUACAUUACAUACCAGAGACCUACUGAGCACAGUAUUAGAUAUUCUCAACUCCUGCAGUUUAUCUACGGAGCAUGUUCAGAGUUUGAAUAUGAACUCUCAGCCCCGCAAGGAAGCAAAAACCGUGCUGAACAGACCUAUCAAAUGGGAUAAGACUUAUUAUUCAUUUACUGGAUUCAAAGAUCCCGAGGAAGAACUAGAACAAGCCCAGAGAGUGGAAACAACUUUAAUAUCCUGGUUAGAUGAUAAUGAAGCAAGUGCAGUAAAAAAGCUGAAGAAGAGUUUACCCCUUAGAAAAGAACUAGAACGUUUAAAAUUUGAACUCUCUCAUCAACUCCAGCUCUCUGAUAUCAGGUGGCAGAGAAGUUGGGGUAUUGCUCAUCGCUGUAGCCAACUACACAGUCUAGGUCGCUUAGUCCAACAAAGACCUGAAGUACUGAAAAAUGUUAAAGGACGCACAUUGAUAUUUACAGACCGUUCAGGUAUGAGUGCAGCAGGCCACAUAAUGCUGGGGACCAUGGAUGUUCACCAUCACUGGACCAAAAUUUUUGAGAGAUUACCAAAUUAUUAUAAACUUCAGAAAAGGAUGCUCUUCUUGGAGGAUCGGAUAAGCCAACUUCUGGGAGGCAUACAAGUAGUAUAUAUUGAAGAGCUGCAACCCCUGUUGACACUGGAAGAGUACUAUGACAUUCUGGACUCCUUCUAUAAUAAAUUACUUGACAGUAGACUACUUUUUCAUCCUCACAGUCUGCGAGGCUUGCAAAUGAUUCUAGAAAGCGAUAGAUAUGCACCACGCUUACAUGAAUUAGGACACUUUAUGAUCCCAACAGCUUGUGAUCCAGCAGCUCUUCAAUGGUUUAUUACUGCCAAAGCACAAGAAGCAAGACAGAAUCUGAAAAGAAAGGAGGAGAUGAUGAUUACAGAAAAGGAGCUAAUCAAUACUUCUACUGAAAAAUUUUCUUUGGAUCGGCUAUAUAAGGAACCCAGUGUUUCCAGUGUGCAAAUGAUAGAUUGUUGUAAGCGACUGCUGGAAGAAUCAUUACCAUACCUACAAGGCAUGCACCUUUGCAUUUCGCAUUUCUACUCUGUGCUACAAGAUGGAGACCUCUGUAUACCUUGGAACUGGAAAAGCUGAGAACAUAUCUUAUAAUCAGAUGAAUUGUUUAUUUUCUGUAAGAGGCUAUAAAUACGAAUGUUUUUAAGAGUAAAUUAUUAAAAUCUGUAUUUUGAUACCAUUUACUUUUAACUGCUGCUCAAACAGGAUUAGAGUCCUAGACAAUUUGCAGGAUAUGCAGUAUUCCCAGUUCUAGGAAAGACAUCUGUACAUUUUCCAUAAGCUUGUAGUAGUCCAAGCAUAGAAUGGCACUUGUAGAAUCGCAUUUUUGUAGUUAAUUAUGAAAAGCUAUUACACUGCAAGUCUGCAAAAAUGUACAUGUGAAUUUUUAAUAUAUGCUAAGUAUUGCCAAAUAGAUUUUUCCUAAAUAUAAGGAAGAGUGUUCCACUCCAACUAGACACUACAUAUCUUAGGGAUUAGUUGAAUGCAGAAGGGUACAUAAUACUACUGGUGGCAAUAUUGGCAUUUCAUAUUGCUGCCUCCUACUGAAUGAAAAAGAAAACUUGCAUCUGAAUAGUUUUACUUUGCAGAAAAGCACAGUACCUUGAAAUUUGGUUUCAGUAGUUUCAUAUAUUGAUCCAAUGUUGUUAUUUCCAAAUACGCCAGCUGUGCUGUCUGCAGUUAUUUUAGAGGAAAUGUCAGUCUAUUUUUGUUUUUCAGCAUUUGUUCCAUAAAUACAGACUAUCCUUUUUAUGUACACUGCUAAGAGAUUGCAAAUCCUCUUCACAGCACUUACUGCCCAAGUGGUUUAAUGUGACGUCUAAGGAAGGGAAGCAUUGAUUUUUGUGGAAUCAUUUGCAAGAGUAAGUAUUUCUCAGUGAGAGACAGGAGUUCACAGUAAGGCUCUACAGAGCAAACACAUGGGCCCUUGUUAGUACUGCAUUCCUUGAAUAAUAUGAAAUGAAGAUAUAAAUUUAUGUUGAUAUUUCUUCAUUGUAAUACAUGCCAAAAGGGACAUUGUAUUUGGGUUAUUACUUUGCAAAAAACAUCCAUUGAGAAAAAUCAGCUGCUUAACAUUUCUGGACUUGAAUUCACCUAUGAAAACUGGCAAAAAAAUAAAAAAUAAGGAAUUGCCUAA
Molecule: messenger RNA, 2658 nt
Organism: Rhea pennata
Lineage: Eukaryota; Metazoa; Chordata; Aves; Rheiformes; Rheidae
Gene: TCAIM
Product: T cell activation inhibitor, mitochondrial
Exons: 11
Coding region: 132-1601 (489 amino acids)
Cellular component (GO): mitochondrion
Source: RefSeq, a predicted model, not a curated record